Messenger RNA from Ostrinia furnacalis (Asian corn borer), 2379 nucleotides. RefSeq lists its product as uncharacterized. Lineage: Eukaryota; Metazoa; Arthropoda; Insecta; Lepidoptera; Crambidae. Bases 82 to 726 code for a protein of 214 amino acids. The transcript has 2 exons. The record is from RefSeq and is a predicted model, not a curated record.
GCGGCGCGGCGUGACCACGGGCCGGGAGGGCGGCUCUCGCGCGGCAUUCGGGCGGCCGCCGCCGCGCGCUCCGCCCGCACCAUGUCGGUGCGCGUCGAUCACCGCGAGCGCGACCGCGAGCGCUUCUCGCGCCACUCGUCGCGCGCCUCCGUGGACCUGGCCUUCCCCAGCAGUUCCACGCGCGACCACUCGCUGCGCUCCGUGCACUCGGCCCGCGUGCCGAGGGCGGCCAGCGAUGACUUGAUGGUGCCCGUGCGCACCCUGCGCUCCGCCUCGUGCCGCGUGGCCCCCGGGGCCCCCCAUCGCCUGCGCCGCCACCACUCGUCCGCCGCGGAAUGCGAGCGCGCGCGCCGCUCCCGCCGGCACACCCUCGAGCUGCCCAACAGCCGCGGCCCCAGCGUCCGCAGCCGCUCGCCCGAGCCGCCGCCGCCGCCGCCGGAGCCCGAGGUGCCCCCCGAGGACGCCGGCAAGGAGGCCCGCCGGCGCCGCGUCGUGGCCGCCGUCGCAGCCUCCUUCUUCGCGCUCGCGCUGGCGUCGGUCCUCGUCGUGGUGGUGACGCUCACCCACAGCUCAGUGCUCCGAGCUCACAAUCAAACGGCCAAGUACUACACGUUCUCCGUGCCGCCGCACCAUCCUCUCAUUCGGCAGGAGAACGAGCGCAUGAUGUACGACGUCCUCCAGGCGGGAGUCUUAAAUCGCACCCAGUCGUCGGGGGCAUCGCGCUGACGCCGCGCUACUCGCCGCGCCCGCGGAUCGACAACGUCCGGCCGGCCGCCGCGCCGCCCGAGGAGCCCCCCGACAGCGGCCCCCAGGAGCCCGGGCCCGACCACACCGGCGCCGGCGCACUGCCCAUCACGGGCCACCCGCACGUGGCGCCUCUGACGGGCCACGCGGCGAGCGACGCCCCCGUCGGGCACUCGUGAGCCACGACGCUCCGGCGGCCACCAGCCUCGCCCAUGACCAGUGACGUCAUACUGUGACACUGUACAGACAGAAUUUUUACCCGUUCGUGAUUUGAGUGACGAUGCUGUGUAGGUAGAUAAAUGUGAAAUUGUGAAUAAAUAGUCAAGAAUGAAAUGUUAAUUGUUCAAGUGUAACGGAUAGGUUAUUAAAAGACAAAUUGUCAAUAAUCCACGCAAGAAGGGUAUUUGACUAUUUUUGGUGUAGGUAUAGAUAGUUCGGGAAUUUAUGUUAAAGAUUGGGAGCUUAUGUCUUGAGAUGGAGCGAACUUGGUGUGGCAAUGCUAUCUAUGCUCUAAUAGGUAGGUACAUGCUUAACGCAUGUGACUGAAAAAAUACUCGUGUGAAAUGUUAAGAAGUUAUUUAACUAAUUAAGUAUCUGCGCUUAAGAAAGUGUCCAUCUUCAGUAACCAAGUAAUCUUUUAGCUUACAAAAGUAGACAAAUACCCUAUUGUAAUUAUAACUUAAGACUUCAAUUAUUAUGGGAAGCUAAAGGAAGAAAUCUAACUUAACUUUGUGUUUUAAUAUCUGUAAUAAUAAUGGUAUUAGUAAACUAAAUAAGAAUUUUAUAACAUCAAGGGAAUUGUUGCCACAUCGAAGUGGUUAAUAUUCCCUUUGUUUUACCUCUUUAUAGGCGUUAUGACUUUGAAGUUACAAACACUUGAUUCAAUACCUAAACAUAAACCUAUUAAGGUUGAAUGUUCGAUUUGGGAACAAUGUUUAUCCGUAAGUUACAUUUCUUUCUUUAGAAUGUAAUUAGAAUAAAAUACAAAAAUAAAUGUGGAACAGGUGCCAUAAUAAGCACAAUGAAGUAUACCUAGUCAAGUAUAUGUAAAAUGACGCCGAUAUGAAAUAAUGUAGAAUACUAGCUAUUGAAAUGGUGUAUGAGAUGUUAAUGAUGAUAUUAUUCUGUAAUGAAAAUUUAAAAGCCUAUAAUUUUACUAAUAAGAGCACAAAGUAAUAUAUUGUUUAAAUUAAUCACAGUACACUUGUAUGCUAAUAUAUCCAUAAGCUUGGAUCUGUUUAUUUUCUAUUUCCGAACGAACUAACGCUUGGACACUUGCUGAUAUUUCAUAGCCCAUUAUGAACCAGAUUCUAGUCAAAUGAGCUUUCGAAUUUGUGCUUAAAUCUGUUAAGAAUAAGAGCUUUUUGUAAAGUAGUUGUUGUAGAUAUUAUUCUAAUGUGCAACGAUGGGAAUUUCUUGUCGAUACAAGCAGGUACGCUUCAAUAAACUUGUCGUGGGACAUGGUGUUGGGUUGUCACAGGAUUGUGGGCUGUAUUGCGGGUAGAUAAGUGUUAAUGAGGCGUGCACCUGUGUGGGUCGUGCUCGGGUGAGCGGCAAGGGAGAGGCAUCGGCCCGCAGCCCCGCACUCUCUUCUUGGCUGUUGGGUAAUCUGGCGGCUUGACGUCAAAGUUACUG